AUGAAACAACGGGGAGAGGCAGCAGAACUCACGCGCAUGCGCAUUUCUCUGCGUAUUCUAGCUAGCUGCUGCCUGCCGGGUCCGGCGUGUGUUGGUUGCUGUGAGGUGCCGGCUACAUUUCGAAUGGCCAAACCUUUCUUUAUUCUGGCAGGGUCACUACUGGCAGUCAGCCAUGCCUUGAAACUGGAGCUAGCAUCCGUGUUGUUCCGUCACGGAGAUCGCUCCCCGACCCAAACCUUCCCCAAGGACCGAUACCAAGAGUCAUACUGGCCCCAAGGCUUCGGUCAGCUAUCCACAGAAGGGAUGAGGCAGGAAUAUUUUCUUGGUGAAGUUCUAAGAAACCGUUAUGUGGAAGAGUUGGAACUUAUUCACCCGAACUAUACAAGAGUACAGGUGUAUGUCCGCAGUACAGACUAUGACCGCACACUGAUGUCUGCUGAAUCCGUCCUGGCUGCACUAUUUCCACCCAAGGGGGAUCAGAUGUUGCACGCCUACUCAAACUGCCCGGCCUAUGAGAAACUUCUCCAAGAAGACAAGGAGUCACAGAGCUACCGUGACUUGAACGAGGAAAAUGAAGAGAUUUAUAAGUUGAAUCUGUCAUCGUGGGCCACUCCUACGGUGAUGGACCGCCUGCUCAACCUGACAGUGUACACCAGCAGCCUCUUGUUCAAUUCGGUCACUAAAAAUAGAUUCACUGCAGGUAAGUGGGUGGGGAAAGUUGUGAGUGACAUGAAGACCAGAGUAGAGGACCCUGACAGUGCCAUGAGGCUCUAUCUCUAUUCUGCUCGACCUUCAUCAUUGAACUCUACUCUCAAAACAGCAGUGGCGAAACGUGGGUAA
Geodia barretti is the source of this 840-nucleotide messenger RNA. The record is from the annotation of a GenBank genome assembly. Lineage: Eukaryota; Metazoa; Porifera; Demospongiae; Tetractinellida; Geodiidae.